Brenthis ino (lesser marbled fritillary) is the source of this 7401-nucleotide messenger RNA. The record is from the annotation of a GenBank genome assembly. Lineage: Eukaryota; Metazoa; Arthropoda; Insecta; Lepidoptera; Nymphalidae.
AUGAGUCCGCCGCAGAAUUGGCACAAAUGGCUAGUGUGGUCGCUGUUCGGAUUGGCUUUGUCCGCUCACACAAUUGACUGCGAUUACAUCUCCAUCGCCGAGAAAUUUGGAGCGGAAGCCGUGGCUCGAUGCAAUGAAAAAUGUCCUUUCCAGAACCGGACUAGCGAUGGGCACUUCGAUGUAAGCUGCGGAUCUGAUUGCAAUGUACAGCAAUGCACAUAUGGAUGCAGUAUAUGGUUGGAAGGAUUGGAAAACUCAUGUCAAACUGUUUGCAAUGUGACAUCUGAAACAGUUUUUUCACGAGAAUUGUAUUGUGUUAUGGGAUGCAAUGAAGCUCUGAAUACAUAUUUUCAAAAAAUUAGAGACUUGCUUGGCACGCCUCCCGCACCAGCUCUAGUAGCGGAUAGCUUGACAGCAACAUCAUUAUCAUUAGUAUGGGAUGCACCCAAUCUGGCAAACCUAAGUUACCUUAUUCAAUGGAGAUACGAGGAACUGCCUGGAAGCUGGCAGUACUAUUCAAACUCUAGCCUUUCCGACAGAUCUAUUAUUCAUGUAGAGAAUUUGCGGCCAUACACUAAAUAUAGAUUUCGUGUUGCAAUUUUUCUGUCGGGACAUAGUGGCGCUGGUGAGCCAGUAUAUUCAACGCCUUCAGUAGUAAUAUCCACAUUAGAAAGUGGAAAGCCUAGUUCGGCACCGACUGCUUUAAGAGCGGCGGCACCAGACCCUAGUAGAGUUGCUAUUUCUUGGGAGCCAGGGCCUUUUCCUAAUGGACCCUUAAUAUCUUAUGUACUCAGACUUGCAGAUACGCAACCUAAUACAAAUGAUGCUUUGGAGGAUAUGCCAGCAUCUAACAAUACCCUAUUCUAUAUGUUUCAAAACUUAGCGCCAGCGAGGGAAUAUGAGGUAUCAGUAGCAAUGAGAAAUUCUAUAGGCGAAGGCCCUAGAGCUUACGUAAGAAUUAAAACUCCCCCUUUACCAACUUCUGUUCCCAGCCAACAACCAGUUUUAAUUUUAGGAGGUGAACAUAGUAUCUUAGCGGCGCCUGCUAAUGAUAUACUCUCUGACCCUGUAGAACUUUAUAGCACUAAUCAUAAAAUUACGGGUGUGGGUCUCGACUUAUACAGCGAUUCGUUGUUUGUAUCUGUAUCCAACGGAUUUGUUUACCGAAGUUCCUUAACUAAGAAGGGUCAAUCAGAACCCAUAUUAACACCAGGAAAUAUUUCAUACAAACCAUUAGACUUGUCUGUGGAUUGGCUCAAUCGACAUUUAUAUGUACUUGGUGAGGUCUAUUAUACAAAAGAGGGGUCUAAUUGGCCAAACACGAGCUUGUAUUCUAGCUGGGAAAUAUUAAGGUGUGAUUUCGAUGGGAAAAAUCAACUUGUGGCGUUAUCGGGUUUUAAUACCCGUCCAAUACAUUUCGAAGUUGAUGCCUACAAUGGAUAUUUAUUUUGGGCAUUGCAAGGUGUCGAACGAGGCGGAUUGUACAGAUUAGAUUUAGCGAAUAUAUCUAAUGGAGUUCGACACGACGCUCCUCCAGAACUUAUAGUAAGAGACGCUCAUUUAGGAGCCUUCACAGUUGACCACGCUGAUUUUAGAUUACUAGUUGCACAUUUGAGAAGGAAUACAGUUUUAGCAGUUUCUCUUGACGGACGAGAAGUAACAGAUUUUCGAAGUAACACACAAACUCCAAUGUUUUUUUCUGCUCGCUCAAUAGCUUAUGCUAAUGGCUUAUUUUAUUGGACUAACGGCCAGGAAAUGCUUACUGAAGAAUAUCACGGUCAAAGUGACAGUUACUUUCACAAUGAAUAUCCUUUGGCAUACAAUACAAAGUCGAUAGCAACCAGACAGGUUCUCGUUGCUUUAAGAAGUUGCCAACCGAUUCCAGUACCUGUAAAUCCUCCUUUAGGCGUUCAAAGCGUUAUGGGCAUUAAUAGGGCUAAAGUUUCAUGGUCUCCUCCGCACCUGUUAGGCCAUCAGGGCACGGGAGCUUGGCAACGGUGGACGUUCUAUUUACAACUUACUGAACCUAAAUCUGGUGAAAUAAUCAAAAUUGAGAAUAUAAAUGAGUCUAUGUACGUCGUUGAAAAUUUGAUACAGGAUACUGAAUAUGUUAUACGAGUGGCAGCGGUGACGGAUUCAGGAUCAGGACCGUGGUCCUCAGAAUUUAUUGGCAAAACCUUAACAUUUUCCCCUACUACUUUACAAAGCACUUUGGUAUGGUCUGGUCCUGACGGUCUGUUGCAAACUGAUUUAACCGGAGACAACAUGCAAAUCUUAAUUCAUAGAUCUCGCCUUAAGAAUGUGUAUAUCACUGAUAUAUCGUGGUAUAGAGACAAGCUCUACCUAGUGACGAAUGCAUCAACAGUGAUGUGGUACAAUAUUACAAGUCAUGAAGAAGGUUUCAUGCAAGAUAUGGAUAACGUGGGUAGCUUAGCUGUAGAUUGGGUUGGCAAAAAGAUUUAUUGGUCCAAUCCUAAGCAACAAUUGAUAACAAGGGGAAAUUUUAAUGGUGGAAACAGAGAACCAGUUCCAAUAGUAACUGUGGCAAAAGAACUUACCAUCGAUUCCAUGGGAGCAUACAUUUAUUGGAGCACCGGACACGCAGUUGAAGCCGCCAGAUUGAAUGGGGAAAAUAAAAUAAUUUAUUACCCAGCACAGUUAUUUAGUGGAAAGCAAGUGAUGGGUCUUACAGCAGACUUAGAGAAAAAACGCUUAUAUUGGUUAGUGAGGAGUUACGAUGGUUCAGAGUUGCAUCGCGCUAGGACGGCUGAUCAGAUAUCGCUCGGAACAAAUGAGGUAUCUAGUUCACUCGUAACACGGCUAUCAGGCACUGCGACUCUCGGUCCCUUAUGCUACUACAGCGGACGGCUGGUGUGGGUUCAGGACUCAUCUCGAGCCGUCGUGUCGGAUCUAGCCGGCAAAUAUACCGCUGAGCUUAUCCCUCGUGUUCAUGUGAUCGCUGUGAGGGAUCCUACUUUGCAUAAAGAUAGCGAAUCGAUAAUCGCCAUACCAGAAACGAUAAACGCGUCUUCGAUAUCAGUGCGUGGGGAAUGGGACACAUUUAAUGUGACCUGGGCACCUUCCGCUCGCGUCAAUGUCAACAACAGCAAAGUGUACUACGACGUUAGUCUGCACUUUCACGACCAACCUAAGAUCGAGAAAACAGUAGAAGUGCCGUGGCUAGAGCUGAGACCGCGGUCGGUCCAGCCCUACAGCCGCGUGGAGGUGACGGUGCGCGCGCACACGCAGUGGGGCGGCGGCGCGGGCGCGCGCGCUGCCCUGCACACUCCACAGGCGCCGCCCGCCGCGCCUAGAGCGCCGCGCGUGUAUGUCCAGCCUUCGCAUAGCGGAGGUCCAUUAAACGCAAUAUUCCGUUGGGAGCCGCCCUUACGCAGUAACGGCGUGGUGCGCGGCUACGAGACGCAGUGCUGGGCCGCGCCGCCCUCCGCCUGCGCAGACGCACGUCUCUCGCCGCUGCACACGCAACUCGUGCUCACUAACUUGGCGAACGCUUCUGUUUAUUAUUUCCAGGUGCGUGCAUAUACUGACGCUGGAUUCGGACAAUACUCUGAAACAGUAUCUGCGUCAUCUAACGAGGUCAGCCCAAUUCCCAAAGUUAUAAUGUCCUCUCAUGAAGCUCUCAAGAUCCUGGACCUAGAUUCUGGGGAAAGCGAAGAUAUCAGAAAAAGUACUGGAGUACCCAUAGACUUUGAUGUAGCCAUUGAAGAAAAUAUUGCUUACUGGGUUAACAGCUUCCAAGAAAUAUUUUCAUCUAGGAUUAAUAGUAGCGGAAAUCAUAAGUUGACAACGAUAAACGAUACUGCAACUAGUAUCUGCGUCGACUGGGUCAGUCGGUCAAUAUAUUGGACCCAAAGAGAACUAAUUUCCACCGAGUCGUACAUGGUGUACCGAACAGUUCUUGGAAUUCCGCAUUCUGAACUUAUCUUUAGUAGAAAGCGACCGGUAUAUAGUUUACAAAUUGUUCCCUUGUUGGGAUCUUUGUACUGGUAUGAAGAGAUCAAUCACUUGGGGCUAGGAGAGUUAAUGACUGCUAAAAUAGAUGGAUCGAAUUUAAGAACUUUUUUUAAUAAUUCUGAAGGUUACAUGUCAACAAAAGACUUUGAAGAACAAUGUAAUUGCCCUGAAAAUCCACAAAUAUCAAAAAGUUUCGUCAUUGACUUAACGAAUAAUAAUUUUGAAUUGUAUUAUAUAGAUCCAUGGGUUAAUAACAUUUUAGUCACAGAUAAACAUGGAUGCAAAUGUAGAGUGGUAGUUAACGCAACAGAAAAGAAAAAAUAUGGAUUUCCACCAAUGUCGAUGACUGUGGACAGCAAACACGUUUAUUGGUACAAUUCGACAGAAAAGCUUAUUUAUUAUACAGAUAAAUUCAAGAAAAAUAAAAUAGAGCAAGUUAAAUCUUCUUAUGGGUAUAAGAUUAUGGCAUUAGACCCAGGACGUCAGCCAUAUCCCUCCUGGCACUGCUUAUUCCCUACACCACAAAAGUUGAUUCCAAAAGUCCUAUCACACUCUGCAGAUAGUAUAAAGUUAGAAAUGCCCGCUAUGUCUAAACCUGCAACUUGUCAAGACUUACUUUAUAACAUGGCGGCCACAGAAUACACAAUAUUUUAUAAAAGACGAUUAAAACAUGACACAGCCGCAUGCGAUCGCCAGACGUGUUCUUUUGUAGUAACAACUAAGGGUGAAGUAAUUUUAAAUGACUUGAAACCUUUCACAAAUUAUACUGUGAUAAUAGAAGCGACCAACUACUAUGGCAAAUUGCACGAGAUAAAACCCGUUGCAGGCGCUGCAUUCAUUGUACAGACCGCAGCUGAAGCACCUACAGCACCGAAAGACGUAAAAGGAAUAGUGUUAAGCCCAGUGCUCGCGCGAGUGGAGUGGACGGCCGUGCCCGGCCUGCUGUACGAGCUGCACUGGCGCACCGACGACGUACCGUCCUUGGCGAACCGAAUGAAAGAACACAACACAAUAGAAGUGACAUCAGGCCACACGGCUAACAUCACCCGGCUCAGCCCGGCCACGCCGUACCGCGUGUGGGUGCGCGCGCGCUCGCGGCACUCGCCGCAGCCGGCCGACAGCGCGCCGCUCGCGCUGCGCACGUACCCCGCGCCCGCGCCGCUCGCGCUCUACCGCGCCCACGCCUAUCGUCUGCACGUGCUGUGGCCUGAACCCACCUCAUAUACGCUGCAUAGCUACUCUGUAGAGUAUACAGAGGCAUCCAACUUAAAGGACAAUUGGACACCAUGUGAGCAAAGCGGCAACGCAGAGUGGACGGCGAGCGACUUGCGCCCUAAGACCCGCUACUGCUUCCGACUGAGCUUGCAGUACGUCGCCGACACGGAGCCUUACCACUGGCCAGAUGACGACCGGUUUACAUUUGAAACUUUAGGUGACGUCCCAGGGCCACCCGGCGCGCUGCGCGUGGAGGCGGUGGGCGACCGCGUGCUGCGUGCUUGGUGGGCCGAGCCCGACGCGCGCGGCGCGCCCGUCACCGCGUACCGCGUGUGGGGGAGACCGCACCAUAGGAUCAAUUACAUAGAGGAUAUCAAUGUAAAGAAUAUCAGCGAAUUGUUGCCAGAUAAUCUACCAGAUGAUAUCGAUGAUGAAAUGAAAUUACGUAUCGUUCGUGAGGGACUUGAACUACUGCAUAAUGGAACUGAGCCGUACUGGCUGGUGAGCACGGGCGCGGUGGCGGGCUGGCGCGCGCAGGUGCAGGCGCGCAACAGCUACGGCUGGGGCGCGCUGUCGGCGCCGGGCGAGCUGCUGGCCGCGCGCGCGCCGCCCGCCGCGCUCGCCGCCGCGCUGGCCGCGCUCGCCGCGCUCGCGCUGCUCGUCGCCGCCGGCGUCAUUUACACGUAUAAGAAUAGAAGCAAGAAGAAAGCGGCGAUCGAGAAUCAGUUAACAGCUAACAUCGUCAGACGAGGACCUGACGUCGAGCUCGCCACGCUGCGCCAGCUGCCUAUCAGACAUUCCAACAACAUUCUGUACAAUCAGGGCGUGCACUGUCCUUCGGAUGCGGAGAUCGCGGGGUUGCCGCACAUCCGCCGCGAGCAGAUCACGCUCACCAAGUUCCUGGGCUCGGGCGCCUUCGGGGAGGUCUUCGAGGGCGUGGCGAGGCAGAUCAACAACGCUAACACUGACACUAAAGUUGCUGUUAAAACGUUACGAAAAGGAGCAACAGAACAGGAGAAAACUGAAUUUCUAAAAGAAGCGGCGCUAAUGUCCAACUUCAAGCAUGAACAUAUCUUACGGCUCCUGGGCGUGUGUCUCGACAACGACCCAAACUACAUCAUCAUGGAGUUGAUGGAGGGCGGCGAUCUGCUGAGCUACUUACGGGCGAAAAGAGCUUCCUUGUACACGGCAGAGUCGCUGACGCUGCUGGACCUGCUGAACAUGUGCGUGGACGUGACGAAGGGCUGCCGCUACCUGGAGGAGAUGCACUUCGUGCACCGCGACCUCGCCUGCCGCAACUGCCUCGUGGCGCGCCGCGGCGACAAGCGCGUCGUCAAGAUCGGCGACUUCGGCCUCGCCAGGGACAUAUACAAGAAUGAUUACUACAGGAAGGAGGGAGAAGGUUUGCUGCCCGUGCGUUGGAUGGCAGUGGAGUGUCUGGUGGACGGCGUGUUCUCGUGCCAGUCCGACGUGUGGGCGUGGGGCGUGCUUUGUUGGGAGGUAUUAUCGUUGGGCCAGCAGCCGUACCCCGCGCGCACCAACCGCCAGGUGCUGGCGCUGGUGCGCGCCGGCGGCACGCCCGACCGCCCGCCCAACUGCCCCUCCGCAUUUUACGAGUUACUACAGAAGUGUUGGAGCUACUCGGCGGAGGCGCGGCCGUCGUUCCGGUACUGUCUCGAGGUGGUCUCCGCGCUGCGCGACAAGACGUCGCCCAACAUCACGCUUACGGCCAGCGCCGAGCCCGCGCCGCACUACCUCACUCUGCUGGGUGAUGAUGCCGUCGACAACCGCACCUACCUCCUGGAUGAGAACGAGAACGCUUUGGAUGAAGACUUCCCAGAGCAUGAAAUGGAGCCUUCACAUUUACUGCCGCAACGUACACCUAAAUAUCUAGAACUGAUGUACGACAGCGAUUCCCCCGCAAAUACAAUAAGCGACGGCUAUGAAAUACCAAGAACACCGCUUUCAUACGCGCCAUUUUCUAGACACAGUAUAGUUGGUGUGGCGCCGAAUAGACUCAUCAAGCCGCCAUUGCACAGGACUCAUUCCCUUAGAGCUAAUACGAGGCCUCCCAACGCAACUAUCAUACCUCUACGGAAUGGCAUCACGAAAAGAGCGUCUUUGGGCGAAGUACAAAGGUCCUUCCACGAGGCCGGGCCCUCGCGCAAACCAAAUAUAGACUUCGACAAACACAUUUUUAAGACUACAUUU